Messenger RNA from Pectinophora gossypiella (pink bollworm), 1385 nucleotides. It is a transcript of the gene PGAP5, whose product is annotated as metallophosphoesterase 1 homolog. Gene Ontology annotation, biological process: GPI anchor biosynthetic process. The transcript has 7 exons. The coding region runs from base 241 to 1323 and encodes 360 amino acids. NCBI's taxonomy places the organism in Eukaryota, Metazoa, Arthropoda, Insecta, Lepidoptera, Gelechiidae. Gene Ontology annotation, molecular function: hydrolase activity. The record is from RefSeq and is a predicted model, not a curated record.
UUAGACGCUAGCGAGAUGCGCCGCGGGCGCUGCGCCAGUAGUGGCAGCUUUUUUAAAUAUAUAGUUGGCUGUAUGGAUUACGUUCCCUUUGCCUAUCGUGUACGGAAAAAAUUAAAAAAAUACCAGAUAAGUGGUAAAGGAGAGCGAUUACUAUAACUAAACGGUCGAUAAAAUCGAAAGAUAAGAUGAAACUUAGUUACCAAUGACUUCGCAUACACAUGUAGUUUUUACACAGCAACAAUGCGUCGGGUCACUAAAAGACUCUCUUUUCUAUUUUGUGGCAUUAUUUUUAUUGUGUUUUACUGCGAAUUUCUUAUUUACUAUGUCGUUAUAGCACAGUGUUACUGGCCACCCUUAACAGUGUCUAAAAGUGGAGCAGAUGUGUUGAAAGUGUUUAUGUUGACUGAUAUCCACCUGUUAGGGCCUAGGGGAAACAAGUUUGACAAAAUGAGAAGGGAAUGGCAGAUGCACAGGGCUUUUCAGACCAUUUUAACAGUCCACCAACCUGAUGUUGUGUUUAUAUUAGGCGAUAUUUUCGAUGCGGGACAACGGGUGAAUGAAAACCAAUUUAAUAAUUACGUAGACAGUUUUCACGGGAAGUUUUCAGUGCCAAAUCACAUAAGAAUGUAUAUCGUGGCGGGAAACCACGAUAUUGGAUUUCAUAAUGAAAUGUCUCCUAAACGUGUUCAUCAGUUUUAUGAAAAAUUAAACAGCAAAUCAGUACGGUUCGUCACGCUGAAAAAUAAUCACUUUGUCUUCAUUAAUUCCAUGACUAUGGAGGGCGAUAAUUGUGCUUUUUGUAAGAGAGCCAGAGAACGCAUUGAGGAAAUUUCUGAAGAGUUGAAUUGUUCUCGUAGUCCUACUCAGUGUGAGAAUGUGAACAAGACUGAAAUCAUUUAUAGUCAACCCAUACUUAUACAGCAUUUUCCUAUGUCCAGGAUAUCGGACGCCGUGUGUACGGAACCGGACUCAGUGCCGUGGUAUGAGAAAGAUAUUCCGUUUACACCGAAAAUAGAGGCGUUGUCGAGAGAAGCUACCGACUAUCUCGCGAUGAAAAUCCGACCCCGAACUGUGUUCGGCGGUCACACGCACUACGGGUGCACUCAACGACAUGUAUAUGACAAUGACACCAUAGACUUUUUAGAGUACACCAUCCCAUCGUUCAACUGGAGAAAUAUAUUCACUCCUAAGUACAUGCUGGUAUCAGUUACACCGGGGGAGUACGCAAUAAACAAGUGUGGCUUGCCCGGGGAACACACUAUAGUGAUAUCUGCUGUGAUUAUACUCCUGGUUACUCUAUAUGUGGUCAGGAAACGGGUAUAGAAAAAAAAACUUUUAUAUUUUAAUCCCAUUAUUAUAUUUUGCAAUAAAUAUUUUUGACAAGA